CUGGGCAAUUGUGGAAACGACAUAGGUUUUCAAUGAGGAUUAUUCUGCGAUACCCAUCUGGUAUUUCUGCCAACGUCUUCAGAACUCGAUCCGCUAUUUUAUACUGUCGCAUUUUAUAUGUCCGUUUACGCGUUUGGAUGCAUUAAGUAUAUGUGUUUUUUCUUUAUAUUAUUUCAUUGCUUAUUUUACAAAUUAGUUAAACAGUAAUGUUUAAAUAACGUUUAAUUGGAGUUGGUUUGACGAACGGAAAAUACAAUGACAAUUCAUUGUCUUAAAUGAAAUGAAUGACUUGCAUAAUUAUAUUGGUUGCAUUUUUAAAGGGUCUGAAAUCAGUAUCAGGGUAAACUUAAGCGGCUUCCAGAUAUCUGUAAAAAAUGUUACGUGAAGUUGUAUGAGUCCAACUUCUGGAUUCCCAGUAAUCUGGCAGACAGGCAGCAUGUCUGCUUGGCGUUUUUCCGUAAAGUUUCCCAUAAAUGCGGAGCUGACAUAUAGGUCUGCUGAACUUCGAGACACAUUAAUGCUUCCAUGACGCUGGAACUUGCUGGGUAGCCUCAGAUGGAGAGUAUUUACAGCCUUACCACAAGCUGGACCCAGGUUUCUCCUUACAAUUACCUCCGAGGGGGAAAGAGCCCAACGCGAAGAGAGAAAGGCUCCAGUAAACUGCAGCCUUCUCCCCUCCUGCAGUUUCUGCUCGUUGGAGCCCAAAAUGCUAUUUGUCGUAUCCUUCGCCUGGGCCUUCCACGAGAUGCCCCCGCCCAAGUACCAGCACCGAGACCCGGUGACGUCCGAGCUGCACCUGUGUGACCAGUGCCCCCCAGGAACGGCCGUCAAACGGCACUGUAGCGCCGGCGUGCCCACUGUGUGCGCCCCCUGCCCGGAGAACCACUUCUCGGAGCAGUGGCACUGGGGAGAGACGUGCCAGUACUGCACCUCCGUUUGCAAAGAGCGCCAGCUGGUGGUGAGGGAGUGCAACAGCACGCACGACCGUCUCUGCGAGUGCGCGCAAGGCUACCACCUGGAAGUGGAGUUCUGCGUGAAACAUGCGACGUGCGCCCCCGGCUGGGGGGUCUCAGCACCAGGCACCCCAGACAGCGACACGGUCUGCGAGAGGUGUUCGCAGGGUUACUUCUCCAGUGUCGCCUCGGCGACAGAGCCCUGCCUCCCCCACAGGAACUGCAGCCGUAUGGGGCUGCGUGUGGCGCAUCCGGGGACGGCCACGCAGGAUGAGACCUGCGAAUGCGACCAGGGCCCCCCACAGUGCCGCACAGACACCACGCUCUGCCAGGAAGCCAUCUUUCACUUCUUGGCCUCGCAGCGGCUCUGCUCGGAGCCCCUGGACCCCCAGCUGUCAGCCAAGAAGAUGGAGAAGAAAGUCACCGAGCACGCAAAGGUGUCCUGCAGGCCCGGCCAACAGACCCUGAAGCUCCUCAGAUUGUGGAGGGAACAAGCCAAGGACAAGGAUGAGAGAGUUCUCCUGCGAGGGGUGAGCCUGUGCGAGAAGAAAGUGUCCAGGUGUGUCGGCCUUAGGAACUUGUCCCUGAGUGACUUGACAGCGGUGAUGGACAGCCUGCCAGGCAGCAGGGUGCGUCAGGAGGAAGUCCGCCAGAUGGCUGGCUCCUGCCCGUCCCAGCAGUCCAUUCUGCGGCUACUGCUCCUCUGGAAGUCCCAGAACAAGGAGAGGGACCUGGCGCAGGCCCUGACGCAGAGCCUACCCAAGCUGAAGGCCAAGGACGUCACGCCGCUGGUCCUGAGAGAUGUACGGAAGAUCAGCCGCAUUUUCAGCGCGUCGUCCCUGCACAAGAUGUGCAAGAAGCUGCUGUUUGACAAAAGUCAGGACAGCAAGUGCUUCAGAGCCAAGUCUUACAAUGACUAAUCCCUGCGGGGAACGGAGUGUGAGAACUGAACUUUAUUUAUAAGUUGUAUAUAGUACUAGGUCUGACAGGAACCUCUGAUUAAUGAAAUGGAAAGUAUAUUUGUAUUGUGAUUAUAUAGGUGUGUCUGAUUUCAAAAUGAAAUCUGUAUCCAUUUUAUUUGGACUAUUAUUAUUAUUUAUACAGCUCUAUUAAGUGUUGUCCGUUUAAAUGAAUGUAUUAAAGAGUGCAAUUUUUCUGUGUUUUUGUAUUAUUAAAAUGACAUCUAGCUUGUGUUUGUCGGGAAAAUGGAAUCCAUGCUUUAACAAAACAUUUCAAUUGUAAGAAAUGGUUGUUUUGAAGUUAAUUUUUGUAUAAGUUAAAUAUUCAGGUAUUGUAUUAAUGCAUUUUUACUAAAAUAUUUGAGUUAAAUAAAUUCUAAGACACA
Molecule: messenger RNA, 2298 nt
Organism: Brienomyrus brachyistius
Lineage: Eukaryota; Metazoa; Chordata; Actinopteri; Osteoglossiformes; Mormyridae
Product: tumor necrosis factor receptor superfamily member 11B-like
Exons: 5
Coding region: 707-1873 (388 amino acids)
Molecular function (GO): protein binding
Source: RefSeq, a predicted model, not a curated record